This is a messenger RNA of Penicillium roqueforti, 1710 nucleotides long. Its product is annotated as transposase. Gene Ontology annotation, molecular function: DNA binding. Bases 1 to 1710 code for a protein of 569 amino acids. The record is from RefSeq and is a predicted model, not a curated record. The transcript has a single exon. NCBI's taxonomy places the organism in Eukaryota, Fungi, Ascomycota, Eurotiomycetes, Eurotiales, Aspergillaceae. Gene Ontology annotation, cellular component: nucleus.
AUGCCAAAGGCACCCAAAAUAGACGAAUCCCGUGUAAUUGAGGCCUGCGAAGCCGCCCAGCACGAAAAAAAACCGAAUCUUGCGAAGAUCGCGCGGGAAUAUGACAUUCCGUAUGAGAUACUGCGCGGUCGCGUUCGCCGGGGACGACAGGCUCGUAACGCCUAUACACCUAAAAAUAAAGCUCUUGAUGAGUAUCAGGAGAAAGCUUUAGUCCAGUGGAUCACUCGUAUGCGUGAUUUAUACCUCCCCGUUACCCCUGAGAUGCUCACAGAGUGGGCGAAUCGGGCUCUCGUGCGCGCUGGUUUGAAUUAUGAAGUCAGUAAGAUGUGGGCGUAUCGUUUCGAGAAAAGACUCCCACCACACCUUAUACUAGGCCCUGUGACACAGAGAACGAAGGAUAAGAAACGUCUUGAUGCAGAAGAUGUAGGAUACCUACAGCACUGGUAUAGUCAGCUUGCGAACGUACUCAAAGGUCUCCCAUCACACUUGAUCUAUAACUUCGAUGAAUGCGGCUUCCAACCCGGCCAGGGAAGGGCUCGGAAGGUUAUUGGUACGAAGGGAAGAUGCCCUGAUCUUGCUGAGUUCGAUCGUGCUGAAAACAUCACAGCGAUCGAGUGUAUCGCUGCUGAUGGGUGGAUUAUGGACCCGCUGUUUAUCUUCAAAGGCGAGAAGUUUAUGGAAAGUUGGUAUGAUCACCCUGAUCUACCACACUUUUGGACGGCUGUUUCGCCCAAGGGAUAUAUCAAUGACUUCCUUGCUAUUGGAUGGCUUCAUAAAUUUCAUGAAGCUACAAAAGAUCGGGUGAAGAGGGGUGAAAAGCGUGUGUUAAUAUUCGAUGGUCAUGAGACCCAUAAGACCGUCGAAUUUCUACAAAUCUGCGAGGAUUACAACAUUAUCCCUUUUUGUUUUCGGCCUCAUACGACUCAUAUUUGCCAACCUCUUGAUGGCAAGCCUUUUCUUGCUUAUAAACAGCAUUUUCGUAAGCAAAAUAACCUUAUUUCUCAGUGGGGUGGAAUCCCCGCGGGGAAAGCGGAUUUCCUUAAGGAUAUCGUGAGCGUACGCAACAAAACCUUCAACCAGCGAAUCAUUCGAAAUUCUUUCAAAGAACGUGGUAUAUAUCCUCCGAAUGGCGAUCCUGUUAUUCAAAAACUUCAGGAUACUCUUCCACCGAUAUCAGACCUCCUCGCACCCGAUCUUCGCGCAUACGGUGAAACAACACCUCCUCCGAAUAUCUCUUCUUCUAGCGUGGAAAACACCCCUCCAAAAAGUGCUCAAGACCUCGAGAAAAAUCAAAAAAAGCUUUCAAAGAUAUUUACUACAGAUAGCCUUGCACCGAAGCUCCAACGAGGCCUACAACGUGCGUUCUACCAUCAUAAACGUACAGCGGAAGAGCUUGCGAUGAUGAGCGAUACUGUUAGUCGAAUGAGGGAGAUACAGGCCCCUCGGAAGCGAAAAAUCACCAGAAGAGAGGUUCCUAAGAUCAGAGACUCUGGUAUACUCAGUACAAAAGAUGCCAACCGAUCAUUGAAGACCAGGAGAGAGAAAGAAGCUAUACAAGAGAAGAAGAGGUUAGAUAAACAGUGGACAAAACUAUACAGCCAGCCGCCACCCAAGUCGCCUAUUGAGGAGAGAUCUAUAUUAUCAGAUACAGUGAUGGCAGCGCAGCAGGGAGGGGAGUCUUUUUGGAUAGAUACUCAAGGUGAAAAGUAG